Molecule: messenger RNA, 1758 nt
Organism: Pochonia chlamydosporia 170
Lineage: Eukaryota; Fungi; Ascomycota; Sordariomycetes; Hypocreales; Clavicipitaceae
Product: protoporphyrinogen oxidase
Exons: 3
Coding region: 1-1758 (585 amino acids)
Biological process (GO): heme biosynthetic process
Cellular component (GO): mitochondrial inner membrane
Molecular function (GO): protoporphyrinogen oxidase activity, oxygen as acceptor
Source: RefSeq, a predicted model, not a curated record
AUGGCUCGCAAACGAGCAAAAGACUCUGCCAUGGCCCUCCUCUCCCUCUCAUCCGCCAUCCGCACCCGCUCCCUCCGCCGCCUCACUCUCGCCCGCCACCUCGCAACCUCUACCUCUACAUCGCAAAACGACAUUGCCGUUCUGGGCGGCGGCCUCACCGGCCUCACGACGGCAUACUACCUCGCCAAACAGCUCCCUCCGACCGCAAAAAUCACCCUCUACGAAGGAACGUCCCGUCUAGGAGGGUGGAUUCGAACGGACCGUCUGCCCGUGGAUGUGGACGGCACAAAAGGCACAGUUAGCUUUGAGAGAGGCCCGCGCACCCUCUCGUCAAAUCACCUGAGUACAUGGAAAUUUGACGACCUCGUCCUCUACGACCUGGCUCUCGAUUUGGGACUCAAAGUCGUCACACCACCCGACCAACCUCGCUACAUCUACUACCCAGACCAUCUGGUCACGCUUCCCCCCGCAGGGAGUUUCGCCGAAUUCUUCCGCGAGCCGCUCUUCCUACAAUCGCUAUGGGGAGGUCUGGGCUUCUUACUUCGGCGGAUGAGGAGCCGCGCCGUUCCGCUCAAGGACAUGUCCGUGUCGGAGUGGCUGUACGAAAUCAGCGGGAGUAGAGCUGUGGCGGAGAAUGUUGCGUCGGCCAUGAUACACGGUAUAUACGGUGGUGAUAUCGACAGGUUGAGUGCCAGAUCGGUGUUUGAUCGCUUCUACUGGGCGUAUUAUCUGCCUAGUAUGGGCUCGGACUUGAGACAGAUGACGAUGAGGGAGCAGACGUUUAUGAGUGAGUUGUCACAGGAUCCGCAGAUUCGGAGGAUGGCGUUAAAGGCAAAGGGGGCGUUGUUGCAUUUCGGUAAGGAGGGAAUGGAUAGCUUGCCUAGGGCGCUGGCGGAUGCGUUGGAGGGGACGCCGAAUGUUGAGAUUCGGAAGGGGAUUCCAGUGCGCGAUAUAAGUUAUGAUGCGGAGACGGAAAAGGUCAAUAUCACGACAGGCAACUGGGCAGACGAAGACCAGCAACACCUCGAAGACAAGACCACCUCCUCCUACGACCGCGUCAUCUCCACCAUUGCCAGCCAGGACCUCGCCAGCAUCACUGGCUCCAAGCUCCCCAGCCUGGCGGAAACACACUCCGUCUCCAUCAUGACUGUCAACAUGUGGUAUCCCAAGAAGCACAUGAAGCCCCCUGGUUUCGGCUACCUGAUCCCUCGCUCCGUCAGCAGGGAGCACAACACCGAGCGAGCCCUCGGUGUCUUUUACGACUCUGACGUCGGUGGUGCGGCGUCUCCCGACGAACCAGAAGGCACCAAACUGUUCGUCCUAAUGGGCGGUCAUUACUACGACUCGGGUGCCCCUCCGCCAUCGGAAUCAGAUGCCAUUGAGCAGGCCAAGUCUCUCCUGGAGCGACAUCUCGGCAUCCCCGCUGAUACGCCGUGCUUUGCGGUGUCCCGGUUCGCCAAGGAAUGCAUUCCACAGCACUAUGUCGGCCACAAUGAUCGCAUGAUGCAGGUUGAUCAACAGCUACGGGACGAGUUUCACGGAAAGUUAGCAGUGGCGGGCGGAUCGUAUAGCAAGAUUGGCGCAAUGGGUGCUAUCCGCGCGGGAUACGAUAUUGCAAAGCAGACUGUUGGCGAAGGGGGCUGGUAUACCACUGGCCUAGAGAGUUUAGAGUUUCCAGAACCAUUUGUGGGCGUGCCGAUUUCCAAAAUCCCCGUCAGGAGGUUCAGACAGUUGGAGCAAAAUAGGGAACGAGCUUGA